GUUUACUUAGUUAUAUAACUAAAACACGAUUUGGCGUAAAAGAUAUAAAAUGGCUUUGAACUGGACUUUAAUUCGAAAAUCCGAUCAAAUAUUGUAGCAGAAUUCAUUCGAAGGCUGGUGCUUCAAGCAGUUCUCUAUUAGGUUUGAGUGGCGCAUUGCAAUGACGUUGACCGCUCAUUGGUUCCAAGCGACGGUCACGUGACCGAACAUUUUCCAAAUUAAAGAGAAAAGCUCGCGGGGCGAUGAGGCUCCGUCCACCGGACGCCGGGACUCGGGCGCUGCUCGCACUUCUAGUUUUCAUAUUGACAGCCGUCGGAUGUCAAGGCAAUCCAGAUGCAAAACGAUUGUACGAUGAUCUUCUAUCAAAUUAUAAUAAGCUCGUGAGGCCUGUGGUGAAUGUUACUGACGCUCUCACAGUCAAGAUUAAAUUAAAACUUAGUCAACUUAUAGAUGUGAAUCUCAAAAAUCAAAUCAUGACGACGAAUCUUUGGGUUGAACAGUCUUGGUAUGAUUACAAAUUGAAAUGGGAGCCGAAGGAGUACGGAGGCGUCGAGAUGCUGCACGUCCCUUCGGAUCAUAUUUGGAGGCCGGAUAUUGUGCUGUAUAACAAGUGA
Messenger RNA from Ctenocephalides felis (cat flea), 614 nucleotides. RefSeq names its product acetylcholine receptor subunit alpha-like. The transcript has 6 exons. NCBI's taxonomy places the organism in Eukaryota, Metazoa, Arthropoda, Insecta, Siphonaptera, Pulicidae. Gene Ontology annotation, molecular function: acetylcholine-gated monoatomic cation-selective channel activity; transmembrane signaling receptor activity. Gene Ontology annotation, biological process: nervous system process; chemical synaptic transmission; regulation of membrane potential. The coding region runs from base 243 to 614 and encodes 123 amino acids. Gene Ontology annotation, cellular component: neuron projection; postsynaptic membrane; synapse. The record is from RefSeq and is a predicted model, not a curated record.